AUGUGGAUGCGUGAAAAUACACGGAAGUUAAUCAACGAAGAUGUGGACGUUCGAUUGUACUCCUGGUACCUGGAACAAAAGUCGCUUGGCACGACGAUCACGGACUCAAUACUUUGGGAAAAAGCGGUGCAGUUACAGAAGGAGCUCGGCGGCCCUACAGCAAGCAGAGGCUGGUUGACAAACUUCAAGGAGCGCCAUGGUGUUAGUCUUGGAAGCAUCGACGAAGCGGGAAAUACGAAUUUCUGUUCGGGAGUAUACAUCACGGAGGAGGUGUGUCUGAAGGAGGAAGUGGUGCUAGAGGAGGGGGAUCCACUAGUGGAUGACGACGUUUUCACGGAGGUAAAUCCAGAACAAUUUUUAAAAACCUUAACAGAUCGACUACGACUGGAGGGAAUAACGCCCAAGAAUAUUUACUACAUGAAAGACACCACGCUUGCGUGGAAGGCUUUCCCCGCGAAACUUCUGGAGCAAUGCAAGAGGCGUAAGAGUAAUGCCGCGAAAUUUAAAAAGGAUCGGGUAACCGUCAGCCUUUGCGUCAACGUGUCCGGUUGUCACAAGCUUGAAUCGUUGUUUAUUUACAGACUCGAAAAUCCGAAAGCGUUGAAGCACUGUAGGGAUCGAUUGCCCGUAUUGUUCAAAUGUCAAGAGGAAGCUCGUAUGGAUCAUACGAUAUUUCUAGACUGGUAUGAGAAUCAUUUUAAACCGACUGUAAAGAUACUUCAGUUUCCCGACAGUAGCGGAAAAAUCGUUCUACUAUUGGACGAUGAUCAGAGGGAUAGUUUACGGAUACCUAAUGAUUUCGGACAGAACGAUGAUAUUCACGUUAUAUUCUUUCCCGCGAGUGUUGCCUCGCUUCUGCAGCCUCUGGAACAAGAGGUAGCCGAGAAAACGAAAAGAUCCUACAGGCUUAAAAUGUUACAACGGGUGUUAAACUUUCCUGGCGGCGUACGGAAAUUCUACUUCGAUUAUGACCUAAAGGACUGUAUUGAUUUGUUCACCGAGGCGUGGAUGGAAGUCAAUGUCGCGAACAUUCAAGCCGCGUGGAACAAAAUCAUCAACAAUAUCCCUGAAGUAUGUCCGAUAAAGGAGGAGCCGGUUGAUCCUUUGGAGCCUAAUUUUCACGACAUCAUUGGCGUGAUUUGUGGAGAUCAAGAACCCGAGGAGAGUGUAAAUGAAUUUUUAUCCCGCUGCGAGGAAGUGGAGAAGAAUUUUAUGACACACGACGAAGAAACAGAUACGGAUGACGAAAACGAGGAGGAAGACGAAGAGGAUUAUGGUGUCGAGGGUGCGGUCGAAUUCUACAGUGAAAGUGAAGUGCCCACUGAACAAAUAAUGAGAAGGGCGUUCGAGACUUUGUUAAGAUGGUCUAAACUGCAGCCGCAAUUUAUUCAGUUACAAGUGGAAUAUCUGAAAAAUUAUUACGAAAGUACUAUUAGGAAUAAAUAA
This is a messenger RNA of Dufourea novaeangliae, 1446 nucleotides long. RefSeq names its product jerky protein homolog-like. The coding region runs from base 1 to 1446 and encodes 481 amino acids. NCBI's taxonomy places the organism in Eukaryota, Metazoa, Arthropoda, Insecta, Hymenoptera, Halictidae. Gene Ontology annotation, cellular component: nucleus. Gene Ontology annotation, molecular function: DNA binding. The record is from RefSeq and is a predicted model, not a curated record. The transcript has a single exon.